Molecule: messenger RNA, 1290 nt
Organism: Guillardia theta CCMP2712
Lineage: Eukaryota; Cryptophyceae; Pyrenomonadales; Geminigeraceae
Exons: 1
Coding region: 1-1290 (429 amino acids)
Source: RefSeq, a predicted model, not a curated record
AUGUUAACUGCCAAGAAGACGAUUCAGAAGGCAGCUCAGCGCGGGAGACGGCGGCUCCUCAUAGACGCGCUGGACGCAAGAGUGCCUAUCUCCUCCGGACUGAACCAGCUGAGAUCGUCGCUCGCAUCAGGGAGGACAGUCGAGCAACUGAUGGGGGACCUGGUCAAGUACGUGCGAUCGCUGAAGCAGGAGCCCUGCGAUGCUCCGGAGCCAGGAAGUGCGGACACCCGGCGUAUAGCGGACGAGCUAAUACGGAGUGGGAUGCUGUCCAGUCGGACGUUCCUCUUCUUGUCCGUGUCGCUCUCUGACUGGAGGGUGACCGCUGCGAGCGCGGGGUUGAAGGAGCUUCUGAGGGAGAACCCUUUCAAGCAGCUUGAGGGCAGGCGGUUCAUAGACUUCGUGCACCCAAGGGACGCGCUGAAGCUACGGUGUCUGUCGUCGUUGCAGGGCGUAGAGGGGGCGUCUUCCCUGUUGAACACCUCCUACGAGGUGUACAUCAGGACUUUCGACAGUGAAAGGUUUGACUGCAGACGUUGCACGCUUGUCCCCAUGGCAGUCGACGAUUCCGGUGUCGCCAUUUUUCACAUGUCGUUGGACGCCAUGCCGUGCAGCAAUCCCUCCCCUCUGAGUGCUGCGGCUCUGCAGGAGCUCAGUGGCAUCUACGCCUUUGACGAGAUCAGGUCGAGCACUCUGCCUUGGGACCUCGACGCCAAGAUCGAGAGGCUGGAUCAAGAUCACUUUGGAUUCAUUCCAAUGAUUGGGGCCCUCCUCCACUGCCCGCAGACCCGCGCGACUGUGCAGGAGAUGUCGUCCAAGUUCGGGAUGCAACUCUCACGGCUGGCCCUGCGGAUGUUUCAGCUGCACCUUUCCUUCAUCGUGAACGACGAGGGGGUCCUAGUCAUGUCGAAGCAUGUCCGGUUGAAGCUGCCAAGUUACAUGGGCAACUUCCAGAGCAUGUGGCAGAAACACGAACAGAGCUCUGUGGAUGGGAACAAGGACGAUGUCUGGUUCAGGAAAGAGGCAUGGAACAGACUCUACCAGCACAGGAACACGCAGAGCAUGGAGAUACAUUUGAGCAAGUUCAGCCUGCGAAGGGAUGGUGAGGGUGUUCGGUGCAGCAACUCUGAGAGCAUUCUUGUGAAUCAGGAAGGGAUCACGAUAUGGAGUGAGUUUUGGGAUGGGAGUCAACACAAGUUUGCCGAUGUUGUGCAGUACUUCUCCAAAGUUUCUGGGAUAGAUGACAUCUUGUACACCGCGGAAUUGAGUUGCAACAGCGCUACACGCCGUUGA